AAGACAUUCAUUUAUUUAUCUGUGUGUCAGUAUCUACCUGCACAGGUGUGGUUGCAUUCGCAGCACUACUGGGGUAUUUAUUCACUUCAUUGUUUAGCUUCAGUUCUCUACUGAUUCUUUCUCAAUUUGAAAACUAUUUUUAUAAUUAAUUAAUUCUUUGAUAUAAUUUGUGGCUUCCAGUUUCUCCAAUUUGAGGAAAAGCAAAAAUGCGACGAGUAAACAUCAGAGGAUGGGCGGUGCAGUGCAUGUUUGUGUUUGUGCCACUGGUUCUGUUUGUCAUGCUCAUCCUGCAGUACUACGGCAACCCGUUCGAAGUAGACUGGCGUCAGGUUUUACCUGCAGACAUGCUCAGUCAGUCCUCCAUGGUGCCUCCUAAACAGUCAGCCGGACCGUGUGUCCACAGAACCUGUCCAGAGGAUAAUUUCAGCUUCUCCAUCCAGAGUGGAGCGGCUAACGUUGUGGGUCCAAAGAUCUGUGUCCAGAAAAAACUAGUUCUUGGAACGAUGCUGAACAACGCCGGAUACGGAAUAAACAUUGUUAUAAUAAAUGGUAAAACAGGAGAAGUCAUAAAGACCGAUCACUUUGACAUGUACAGCGGCGAUGUGAAACCUCUCAUCGAACUCCUGAAGAGCAUUGAGACGGGCUCCGUUGUGCUGAUGGCUUCUUACGACGACCCUUCGUCAAAGUUGGAUGAAGAGGCGAGGAAGCUGAUUGCUGAACUGGGAAGCUCCUCUGUGAAGUCACUGGGAUUCAGGGAUAACUGGAUAUUUGUUGGUGGGAAAGGAGCAGGAGUGAAGAGCAACUUUGAGAAGUACAUGAAGAACGACAACAGCAAGAAUAAAUACGAGAACUGGCCCGAGAUCAUCCAACUAGAAGGAUGCAUCCCCAAAUACCUGGACUGACCCGCUACAGGAACGUAAACCAGGAAGUGUUUGUAGGAUGGGAACCAAAGACUGAUCUGUGAACUGGUCUCUGCUGGGCUGGAUGAGCCGGUUACUACGUCACAAACAAUCACUGUCUGUUACUGUGGGAAAGACUGAAACAUUUUUAUGGGUCCUGUCACACAGGAACAUCUCCCCUCAUCACAGAAGAACUAGUUUCACCGCUGCAGGACAGACGCUGACAGAUGGCUGAAAGGUCACAUUAGUUAGAGAAAAAGGAGAAAUGGGUAUUUAGAUGUGCCAAUGUUACUUUAUCUUUAUUUUAUAUCUGUUAGUUUUGAGACCCAUUGUUUGUUUGACCAGGCUAAAUGAACUCUUGUCCACAUCAGUCUGAUUCUUUCAGGGCUGACGCUGUUUGUUCCAUCAUUAUCAAAUCUACACAAUCCUCCAACCGAUUGUUCAGACGGUGGUGUCACUUUCUAGUUAUUGUUUUAUAAAGUAUGUUUCAUCAGGUCAUCUUAUUGUUGAUUUAUUUCCAUCCACUCUCCCUCACAGACUUUAAGCAAAACAUUUAAAUGCAUCAGCAGGGGCUCUGGAAGAUUUCACUAUUUUCUAACACUAUAGGACAAAAUGAUUUAUUGAACAGUCGAGAAAAUAAUCUACAGAUUUAUCAAUUAAGAAAAUAAUUAGUUGCAGCCCUAAUGUUAGAAAGAUUUCUAUAAAAUACUGAUCUUUAUUUAGCUGUUAUUUUUCUUUUAUAUUUGACUCCAUCACGAGCUGCACUGAUGAUGUAUUUUACAUUUAUGAAAUGUAUAUAACCACAAUAAAAAAUGUAAAUCAA
Dicentrarchus labrax (European seabass) is the source of this 1722-nucleotide messenger RNA. Its product is annotated as protein FAM3C. The transcript has 10 exons. The record is from RefSeq and is a predicted model, not a curated record. Bases 207 to 902 code for a protein of 231 amino acids. NCBI's taxonomy places the organism in Eukaryota, Metazoa, Chordata, Actinopteri, Moronidae.